Mitosporidium daphniae is the source of this 1839-nucleotide messenger RNA. RefSeq lists its product as uncharacterized. Gene Ontology annotation, molecular function: nucleic acid binding; ATP binding; RNA helicase activity. The coding region runs from base 1 to 1839 and encodes 612 amino acids. NCBI's taxonomy places the organism in Eukaryota, Fungi, Microsporidia. The transcript is spliced from 2 exons. The record is from RefSeq and is a predicted model, not a curated record.
AUGGCCAAAAAAAUAAAAAAGGCUCCAUCGAUCUUUACGAACAAUGUGCAGGAGCAAUCCAGUGAUCGGCACAAACAAGAUCUGGAGCAUCAGGAUGAGUUUAGCGCUGAUUUUAGCUUUUUCAGCCACGAAACUGAAGAAGAGCCGAUGGAUUCCAAGUCACCGGUCUCCGUUGAGCCUCCUCUUACCCUAGAUGAAAGCGACAUUUUAGAGCAGGUGAUCCGUAAAAAAAGGGAGCUUCUUGAUCUCUUGUCUCCUUCUUCAAUGCCAAAAUCUACUUUCAACCUAAACACUAACAUUGACCCUAGUGGGGAAUUUUCAGAUUCCGACUCCGACCUGCCAAUGGCAUCUGAAUUUGAUACCGGCUCACAUAGCGUUGACACCGAUUCUUCUGCUGUCGACUCACCCUUGAUUGAGAAGCUUUGCACUGUUUCACAGCAAGCAGCAUCUUUCACCGACUUUCAAUUGUCAAGACCUUUGCUGAAGGCAAUUACGAUUCAGUUGGGAUUUGUGCAGCCUACCCCAAUUCAAUCUGCUGCAAUUCCGAUAAUCCUUACCGGGAGAGAUGUUUUUGGAUGUGCCGUAACAGGGUCUGGAAAAACUGCUGCCUUUGCCAUCCCAACCAUUGAGCGCCUUCUUCAGGCCCAAGUGGGGGCAAAAUCUUCCUCCGCAAUCAGGGUUUUGGUCCUUCUUCCAACCCGCGAGCUUGCAUCGCAGUGUACCGAGGUCUGGAGACUUCUUUGCCAUUAUUCAACGUUGGGCAUUUGUUUGUUAGCUGGCGGCCUAUCUAUUGCAACCCAAGAAGCCGAGCUUCGCCGUCUUCCAGAUAUCAUUGUGGCGACUCCAGGUCGCCUGGUCGAUUUGCUACACAAUUCAUCUGCAAUCAGUUUAGACUCCAUUGAGGUUCUCAUUCUUGAUGAGGCCGAUAGAAUGUUGGAAGAUGGGUUUUCCGACGAACUAAAUUUCAUCAUCAAGUCGUGUCCUCGGCAACGACAAACGAUGCUGUUCAGUGCCACACUCGGAACGACGGCCGCAAUUGAUGGGCUGGCAAGACUGUCCCUGGUAAGGCCCAUUCAGCUGCAAAUCAAUUCUGCAGAGGCAAUUGCAUCCAGGCUUAGUCAGGAAUUUAUUCGUGUCCGGUCUCUCCCUGAAAACGAGACCAGAGACGCACUACUAGUGUCACUACUUGAAAUCCUGACUUGUCCAAAAUCGGAUGACACGGAUAAAAGUUCCUCUGGUAUAAUCGUCUUUUUCCCAUCGAAAGAUCGAACGCAUAAGGCUCGUAUUUUGCUCGGUCUUCGGGGAUUACCUUCUUCCAUACACGAACUUCAUGGAGAUCUCACUCAAAUUCAGCGCUCUACAUCCCUUGCUAAAUUCAAACAAUCUGUGUGCGAAGGAAAGGGCUCUAUUCUUCUAUGUACCGAUGUGGCAGCCAGGGGGCUUGACAUUCCCGGAAUCUCGACAGUCAUAAACUGGUCAUUGCCUUCAGAAUACAUAAAGUAUCAGCAUAGGAUUGGAAGAACAGCUAGAGCCGGCCGCUCAGGGAGGGCAAUUUCUCUUGUUGGCGAAUCCGAUCGAAAGGUGCUCAAAUCAGCCAUAAAAAAUGGCGGUUCGUUGGUGUCGCAAAGGACAAUUCCAAGUGAACGAUUAAUAGAAGCUGCCAAAUGGAUUUCUUCCGUUGAAAUUCAAGUGGCCGAGAUCCUUGUCGAGGAGAGCGAGCAGAAAAAGCUUUUAAUUGCCGAGAGAGAUUUGAAGCGGGCCGAAAAUCUUGUGCAACACUCCAAGGCCAUCAACGCUCGACCGAAACGUACUUUCAUUUCCAAGAAAAACAAACAAUAA